Molecule: messenger RNA, 591 nt
Organism: Ichthyophthirius multifiliis
Lineage: Eukaryota; Ciliophora; Oligohymenophorea; Hymenostomatida
Product: myb-like DNA-binding domain protein
Exons: 4
Biological process (GO): regulation of DNA-templated transcription
Cellular component (GO): nucleus
Molecular function (GO): DNA-binding transcription factor activity, RNA polymerase II-specific; RNA polymerase II cis-regulatory region sequence-specific DNA binding
Source: RefSeq, a predicted model, not a curated record
AUGGUUGAUCGUCGAUCAUGGGCAGAAAAUGAAGAUUAUGCAAUAAAAGAAUUAGUUAGUGUAUUUGGAGUUAAAAAGUGGUCAUUAAUAGCUUAAAAAAUGUCAGAAUAAUAUAAUAUAUCUAAUAGAACUGGAAAAUAAUGCCGUGAAAGAUGGCAUAAUCAUUUAGAUCCAUAAAUAAACAAAGAACAAUGGGCUGCAGAUGAAGAGAUGAUAAUUUUUAAAGCUCACAAAGAAUAUGGAAAUAAAUGGUCUGAAAUAGCGAAAUAUUUACCAGGAAGAACAGAUAAUUCAAUAAAAAAUCAUUUCUAUUCAACUUUAAGAAGAUCACUAAGAAGAAUAAAUAAAUUAUUAGGAGAUAAAAAUAGUACAGCUUAAGUAAAAGAGAUUAAGCCAGGUGUUUUAUCUAAAAUAUUUAUUUUAGCAGAAGAAAAUAUAAACUAAUUAAAAGAUGAAAAAAUAAAAAGCUUAACAAUUGCAUGCAAAGAGCUUCAAGAUGCUUUACUUGACUUUGCAAAUAAACCUAUAAAACGAAAUUCGAAAAAUGAUACUUAUAUAAUUUAAGAUUAAUUAUUUAAUAGUACAAAGUGA